AUGAUAGUCAAAGACUUGGCCAAAGUUGUUCGCGGAGGAAGGAUCCAACUUGACGAAUCGUGGGAAAAAUACAUGGUUGCUAGCAGGUUUAGUAGAACAUCAACGGAUUCUAAAUUUGCUAAAGCUUCGCUUCAAGAAAAGAAGGUCAGACAGCUUCUACACAGCUGGUGCAACGGGAGUGUGAUUGGUUGGUCAAGGCUAUCAAGUGAUCCCAAAGGUUGGGAGAUUUCUGUUAUCAAAAGCAAGGAACUUCAAACUUUGAAGGUUAAUCAGGAGACAGUCAGCCUAGCAAUUGAUUUUCACACCUUCUCAAUGGCCUGGAGAUCCUCUUUUGUUUACGACUCCAUUGUUGGCUGA
Molecule: messenger RNA, 357 nt
Organism: Puccinia graminis f. sp. tritici CRL 75-36-700-3
Lineage: Eukaryota; Fungi; Basidiomycota; Pucciniomycetes; Pucciniales; Pucciniaceae
Exons: 3
Coding region: 1-357 (118 amino acids)
Source: RefSeq, a predicted model, not a curated record